AUGAAUCAUGAUUAUAUAGGAGCUAUAAAAAUUAAGGAUGGUGUAUUUUUAGGGGAUCAAUUUGCAUCUUAAGUAUAUCUUUAAAAUUUUAUAAGGAUUUGGAAUUUAUUGUCACAAAUAAAGUAUCAAGAAUAAUAAAUUGUGCAUCAAAAUAGAUUUCAAAUCAUUGGGAAUCAAUUGGAAUUAUAUAUUUGUCAUUACCAUGGGUAGAUAAUGAUCAAUAAGUAUUUUAAAAUAUAUAUUAGAUUAUUUUUUAAUCAGAUGAAAGUAUAAAUAUUGCAAUAAAAUUCAUUGAUGAUGCUGUAAUAAAUGGGGAAAGUGUUAUUGUUCUAUCAGCAAAAGGACAUAAUAGAUCAGUGGCAGUUUUAUGUGUUUAUUUAAUGAAGAAAUAUAGAUGGACUCUUUAUAAGACUUUAUAAUUUAUGCAUAAUAGAAGACCAGAUCUAGAAAUCAAAGCUCAUUUUUUUAAUUAACUUUUAUCUAUAGAAACUCGAUUAUAGAAAUUAGGAUAUGGAGCAAAGACAUUUAAUUGGGAUGAAAUAUAUACUUAAGGAGAUAAUGAUGAAAUAAUCUUAAGGAAUACUUAUUUAAAUUCUUAGGCUUAGGGUGUUGCAGAAUUUAAGGAUCACGAUUCUAAACCAAAAGAAUACAAGUUAUUUUUAUAUUAUAAUUAGAUUAACAUUUGCUGAUAAAAUUACAAUGUAAAUACCUCCUUAUGAUAAAAUUAUAUUCUCAAAAAGUAAAACAACAUCUAAAGUUAUUAAACCUAUAAUAAAGGAGUCUGGUUCUUCGAAAUAAAUUGACUCUACAUUUCAAUUUCCAUAGAAGUAACAAUAAUAAAAACUAAAUUACGAAUAGAGUACAAAUAUUUAUGAUAAAUUAUCUCAAAAAUAAAAAUAAAUUGAAUAACCAAUAUAAAGUCCCUUGUAAAUAUCUCCUAUUUAACCAUAAAGACCAUCAUCUGUAUAAUAAAGUUGUAAAUAUAUUCCAAUAAUGUAGAACAUCAUAAAGUUUAAUCAAAUAAUUAUAUGGAUUCUAGAGAUCAGUUUUAUUAAAAAUCAUAAUAAUAAAAUUAACUUGCAAUUACUGGUACACGUCGUCCUCAAACAGCUCCAAAUUAGUUAAAGGCUCCUAGAGUUUAAACGACUCCUUAUAAAGGAAAUACAAGCUAAGGUUAUAAAUAUGAAAUAGGUGUAUAACCUAAUUCUUAAUUUAAACCAAUGAAAAAAAGAGCAUAAUCUCCAAAGGCAGUUUAUAAUAUUACAAAUCCAUAUGUAUAAAGAGAAUUUAAAGCUAAAACAUGGAAAAAAUGA
Paramecium pentaurelia is the source of this 1313-nucleotide messenger RNA. The record is from the annotation of a GenBank genome assembly. Lineage: Eukaryota; Ciliophora; Oligohymenophorea; Peniculida; Parameciidae.